Molecule: messenger RNA, 1221 nt
Organism: Punctularia strigosozonata HHB-11173 SS5
Lineage: Eukaryota; Fungi; Basidiomycota; Agaricomycetes; Corticiales; Punctulariaceae
Product: alpha/beta-hydrolase
Exons: 7
Coding region: 1-1221 (406 amino acids)
Biological process (GO): epoxide metabolic process
Molecular function (GO): epoxide hydrolase activity
Source: RefSeq, a predicted model, not a curated record
AUGGUUACUUUUAUCUCCGUCGCUCUCUUCUUGACUGCCAACUUCUUGCCUGCGCUUGCAUGGGAUGUCAAACCUUUCAAGGUUGAUAUACCUCAAGAGGCAGUUAUUCGCAUGAACUUGUUGUCGUCAAGCGCUCAAUUCCCAAAUGCCCCGAGUUUUACCGGUGGAAACGCGACAUGGGGUGUCGAACUGGGCACAUUGGAGUCGGUCCGCGGCAAAUGGAUUGAUGAAUUCGACUGGUAUGAGCAACAGUCCUUGCUCAACAGGUUCAACCAGUUCACGGUUGAGAUCGAGAAUAUAAUGGUGCAUUUCGUACAUGAAACGUCCUCCGAACCGGACGCCAUCCCGCUCAUCAUGUUUCAUGGAUGGCCUGGUUCCUUCCACGAAUGGCUUCCAACUGUCAAGCCAUUGACCGAGCGCGCCGUGAACGCGCAAGGAAAGAAUGUGUCCUUCAACGUCGUCGUGCCCUCCCUGCCGGGUUUUGGUUUUUCCUCUCUUUCCUCGCCCGAGUGGACGAACGAGGACAGCGCGCGCAUCUUCAAUACGCUUAUGGUGGACGUCCUCGGAUACAAGACCUACACGACCUUUGGCAGUGACUGGGGCUCGGAAGUCGCGUACAUCCUAUACGCCAACUAUACCUCGACAGUGCGCGCGGCACAAUUCUGUUUCAUCCCGUUCUUGCCCCCUACCUCAACUGACGCUCGAACUGCCAACGUCAGCCUAUCCGCUUUCGAGGUUGCGCAGCUGCAGAAUAACGACGCGUUCAUCGCUCGUGGAAUGGGUUUCUUCCACGAACAGCAGUGGAGACCGAACACCAUCGGCUUAGCGUUGUAUGAUAAUCCCACUGGACAGCUCUCCUGGAUGUACGAACUGUGGACGGAGUUUUCCGAUCCCAAGCGCGGCACCGGCCCGUCCGUCCUCACCGACACAGCGAUCUUGACCUCGAUCUCGCUCUACUACCUCUCCAAGACCUACCUGUCCUCAUCCUGGAUUUACUCUCAGAAUUCCUUAUCCACGAAUUUUGACGUUCCUCGUCCGGCGACGCCAAUGGGGUUCAGCGCGUUCCCUUACAAUCUCGGAUACCCGCGGGCAUACGUGGAGCGAGUCGGUAACCUGACCUUCCUCAACGAACACGACUCUGGCGGACAUUUCCCGGGCCUCGACAAUCCGGCCGCCCUCGUUGCGGAUCUUCAGGAGAUGGCGGGAUAUUACGUUGCGUAG